Rosa chinensis is the source of this 1266-nucleotide messenger RNA. RefSeq lists its product as uncharacterized. The record is from RefSeq and is a predicted model, not a curated record. The transcript is spliced from 2 exons. Gene Ontology annotation, biological process: DNA integration. Lineage: Eukaryota; Viridiplantae; Streptophyta; Magnoliopsida; Rosales; Rosaceae. Gene Ontology annotation, molecular function: nucleic acid binding. Bases 1 to 1266 code for a protein of 421 amino acids.
AUGAAGGAGGCAAAACCAAGGUUGAUUAGAUGGAUGCUUCUACUCCAAGAGUUUGAUCUUGAGAUAAAAGACAAGAAGGGGAGCGAGAAUGUUGUAGCUGACCACCUUAGCCGACUUGUCAAUGGCUCCAACGCAGAAGAGGAUUCUCUUCCUCUUCGUGAGAGCUUUCCGGAUGAACAGUUGUUUGCUAUGCAAGCUUCUGAUCCUUGGUAUGCGGACAUCAUCAACUAUUUGGUCACCAAGAAAAUUCCGGAGGAUUUCACACGUGCUCAAAAGGAUAAGUUGGUGAAGAUGGCCAAAUACUAUGUGUGGGAUGACCCCUAUCUAUGGAAGCAUUGCCCGGAUUUAGUGAUUAGAAGGUGUGUACCCGAAACUGAAUUUCAUUCUAUAUUAACCUUUUGUCACUCUUAUGCUUGUGGAGGUCACUUUGGAGCUAAGAAGACUGCUCUCAAAGUGGAAGCAAAGGCCACCCGGACUAAUGAUUCCAAAGUUGUUUUGAGUUUUCUUAAAGAGCAUGUCUUUUCGAGAUUUGGAACACCUAGAGCUAUCAUCAGCGAUGGAGGGACUCAUUUUUGCAAUCGAUCGUUUGAAGCUUUGUUGAAGAAGUACAAUAUCACACAUAGGGUCUCAACACCCUACCAUCCUCAGACAAGUGGCCAAGCGGAGGUUUCUAAUCGACAAGUGAAGCAAAUACUUGAGAAGACAGUUGGACCCACUCGGAAGGAUUGGAGCUCACGCUUAGAUGAUGCUUUAUGGGCAUACCGAACUGCUUACAAGACCCCCAUUGGGAUGUCUCCAUAUCGUCUUGUGUUUGGCAAACCAUGUCACCUUCCAGUGGAGCUUGAGCAUAGGGCUUAUUGGGCAAUUAAGCAAUUUAAUAUGGAUAUGGCAGCGGCUGGUGACAAAAGGAGGCUGCAACUCAAUGAGUUGGAGGAGCUACGCAAUGAUGGUUAUGAGUCUAGUAGAAUUUACAAGGACAAGGCUAAGGCCUUCCAUGAUCAGAUGAUCAAGAGGAAAACUUUUGUCGUUGGACAAAAAGUCCUUUUUGAAUCUCAUCUGCGCUUAUUCCCAGGUAAACUUCGUUCUAGGUGGAUUGGACCAUUCGUUAUAACUGAUGUGUUUCCUCAUGGUGUAGUAGAGAUUAAGAGCGUUCGCAUAGAAAAGGUGUUCAAGGUGAAUGGGCAUAGACUCAAGCCCUAUUAUGAGUCUUUCGUGGAGCAUGACUUGGAGGAGGUGCCCCUCAAAGUUCCCACCUAUGCAGAUUAA